Messenger RNA from Adineta ricciae, 2841 nucleotides. The record is from the annotation of a GenBank genome assembly. Lineage: Eukaryota; Metazoa; Rotifera; Eurotatoria; Adinetida; Adinetidae.
AUGGUGAACGAGAAGCUUAUUCUAUUUGGUGUCAAUUCCUUGAUCAGCGCACCGCUUGAACCAAUUAAAUCCAUUCAAGAUCUUCGUAAUGCGGAACACUUCUUGAAUGUGAUCAGUCAAAUCGAAGCACAAAAAUUUGCAGAAUCACGUGUUGAGAUUCCAUCAGCUGAUGAAACUGUUCAUGAUAAAUUCAAAUUCAUCCUUGACUAUCUCUCGAAACAAUCAACAUCGUCUAUCACGGAAUGGAAUAUCAAUGACUUAACACGAGGCAAUGAUACUCUUCUUUCCAAAACCGCGUUAUUGGUUGUAUUUGCUGCACAUGCUGAUACGUACUUCUAUUCGAAAUCAUUGGAAACUGAUGAAGCUCAACAUGAACAACUAGCAGCACUUUUCGAUUUGCAUAUGAUUGAAGCUACACAAAAUAAUCCAUAUCAAUUAAAUAUUGACGCUUGCUUAAAAGAUGAUUCGACCGGUGGACAACCUAAGCAAACGACACCGGUUAUUAGAAAACGUCGGAAUACGCAGAUUUGCAAUUUAAAUGACUCAUUGAACAAUCCGAAUCGUUCGUCAAUUCUUGAUCGAAGCUUCACUCGUUCCCCUGGUCAAUCAUAUGCGGCAGCCACUGCAGCUGCGCAACAAGCACGCGCACUUCAAGAGGAUCUUUUCAAAGUGCAAUACGAACUCGAUGAUCUUCAACAUAAAUACGGUGGUUUGGAAAAAAGUUAUAAUGAUCUCAAGGAAAAGAAUCGUGAACUGUCCGAAAAAGUUCUUCGACAAGCAGAUUAUGAUACUAUCAAGGAUGAACGAAACAAACUUCGCGAAGAUCUUCAUCGCUAUGAAAUCGAUAAUAAACGUCUCCAUGGAGUGAAAGAAAACGUAGCAGAUUUACAGCAACGUCUUCAGCAAUAUCAAAAGAAAAACGAUGAAAUGCAUGAAAAAGUCGCUACUUUGGAAAGAAAACUUUGUGAGUCCAAACAACAAUGUGAUGAAUACAGCAAGAAGAUUGUGAAUCAAAAUGCAGAUCUUCUUCUUCUCUCCUCGUCAAACGAACGCGUGAAAAUGUUGGAAGUAGAAAAUCAACAGAUGAAAAUCAUUAAAGAGCAACGCGAAAGCGAACUACUUCGACAAAUUCGUCAUUUACAAAACGAUAAAGAAGAACUCCAACGCAAACUCGACGAGCCCAUGACUACCAUCGAAACUCCAUUAAUCGUUGCUGAGAAACGAGCGUUGGAAGAAGAGUUACAUACGCUAAAAAUGUCGUUUUAUGAUCGACGUGAAGCCGAUACGGAAAUCGAAUCGUUCAAACAAACAAUCAAACAAUUAGAAGAGAAACUUGAACAACUCCGAAACGAAUGUCAAGAACUGUACAAACAAAAGCAUGAAUAUGCUGAAGAGCAAAUCUCACUUCGUAAUGAACUUCACGCCCAGUUAGGAAGUUAUGAAAAUAAAUUAAAUUCAUCAUCGAAACUCGUGGAAGAAUACAAACGAGAAAAUGCGAAGAUCAGUGAUGAAUGUAAUCUGCUUCGAAGUGAAAUCAUUUCGUUGAAAAGUAAACUGCAUGGACAAAGUAGUGAACUCAAUUCUGAGAUUGUUAAGUCUUUUGAUCUUCGACAUCAACUCGGUUUACUUAACGAGCAAGUGGCGCUGAAAUCCAGUGAAAUCGUCAAUCUACUAACAAACAUCGAUUCUUUGAAAGUCGAAAUCGAUCAUAUUAAACUUGACCGAGAUAAUGGUCAAACACGUCUAAAUGAUUUACAAAUGCAAUACGACAAAUUAACGAAUACAUGUUCAAUGUAUGAAAUGAAAUUGAACGAGCAAGAAGAACGCGAGACAGAAUUGAAAUUACAAGUCAAACAAGUACGAGAAAUGCAUGAAAAUAUUGUUCAUGAAAAAGUGCGUUCACAAACGGAAUAUACAGACGCUCAAAUGCGAGUAACAAAAGCUGAACAAGCGUUGAAAGAUAAGAUUGAAGAAGUUGAAAAUUUGAAAAAAGCCGCACGAUUGUACAAUCAAGAUAUCAAAGAACUGGAAAAAUACGGUGAAGAUCUACGUGAACAUUACGAAAAAUCCAAAGUUACGCAUAAAAAAACCGAACAAGAAUUGAGUGAACUAAAAGCGACUCAUACGAAGACAUUAUCGGAUUAUGAAGAAUUACAAAAACAAGUGGCACUUCUAAAAACCCGUUGUGGUCAAUUAGAAAGUGAACGUUUACCGUUACUUGCUCAAUUAGAGUUCGCUGAUCGAAAUCUUCGACAAGUGAAAAAACAACAGCAGCAACAACAACAACAACAACAAGCGACAAUGAUGACGAGUACAACUGUUCAUCAUCAACCACCGGCCGUUUUACAACCUAUCGAAAAUAAUAAUAAAUCAGUCUCGCGAUUAGUUCGAUCACCAAGUCUCGACAUGCGCGUCAUGCGUCGUACAACUGAUAAAAUGGAUGAUACUCGUUCAUUGGAUCACGAUGAUUUAGCAUUACUCCUGCAUAAGAGUCAAUCGUACAAUCACUAUGCUUUAAAUGGUCGUUCGACGGAUCAUUUAGCGAAAUAUGAAAUGGAAAAUGAAGAGGAACCGAUUCAUCUCGAUUUAGGUUCAAUCGAUUAUAACCGACGUAUGACAGAAUUACAACGUCGAAAUCUUAGUCAACCAAUGCAUUUACGUACAGCGUAUGCACUUGAAACAUUGGAACACGAUCCCGAAAACUUUUCGGCUAGUUUUAUACGCAAAGGCGGGAUAGCGAAUGAUGAAAAUCUAGCACGGCAAAGAAUUGCUCAUGAAAAUCAAAAAGGAACAGAGACGCCAAAAGCUUCUCGAUUCAAGAAUUUAUUCAAUCGUAAAUAA